UGUAUUGAAUUAAAAUUAUAUCUAUACACGGUUUUUUUAUAAAAAAUGUUACUGUCUUUAACAAAAAAUAAAAGAUUGAGUAAAAAUGAGUGAAAAAAUAUAAGUUAAUGUGCAAAAGUAAUACACGCUACGGUUAAAAAAUUCAUUGAAUAUGGGCAGAAUAUGGAUGUUGUUUAUACAUGCAUUAUUUCUUUUGUUUGUUAUUUCUGAAAGUUCACGUGUUACAGUUUAUCAAGGAGAUACUCUGCCUCAUCAUGGACGUUGUGAACCAAUAACAAUUUCUUUCUGUCAGCAAAUACGAUACAAUCAAACAAUCUUCCCGAAUUUACUAGACCACACGAAACAAGAAGAUGCGGGCUCUGAAGUAUAUAGUCUAUUUACGCCUUUCUUAAAAAGCAACUGUUCACCUGAUUUGAAAUCCUUUUUAUGUUCAGUGUAUGCUCCCGUAUGUACUAUACUAGAUACUCCGAUACCACCAUGUCGUCAUUUGUGUGAAACAGUUCAAAUGGAUUGCAAUGUAUCCAUGACACGAUAUGGAUUUCUAUGGCCGGAACAUCUCAAUUGUUCUAGAUUUCCUGUAGUUACAGAUGACAAUUUUAUAUGCUUUGGCGACCACAAUGUAACGCAAGUAUCUCGGAAAAAAUCAGAACCAAGGCUUCCUAAAGUGGAAUACAAAUCAAACAUUGAUAGGGAUCCGUCUAAGCUUCGUGGUGCUAAGAAUUAUGGAUUUGUAUGCCCAGUUCAAUUUAAAAUUCCUAAAAAUUUAGAUUUAGAAUACUCUCUCAAAGUAGGAGACAAAGUUGAAUAUGACUGUGGUGCACCAUGUAAUGGUAUGUUUUUUAGUAAGGAUGAGAAAGAUUUUGCCAGAUUGUGGAUCGGCAUAUGGGCGACAUUCUGUGCUACAAGUUGUCUCUUUACUGUGCUCACAUUCUUAAUUGAUACUGAUCGUUUCCGAUACCCAGAAAGACCAAUAAUAUUUUUGUCAGUAUGUUAUCUAAUGGUUGCAGCAGCAUACAUCAUGGGUUGGGGUGCGGGAGAUAGUGUGAGUUGUCAAGGUCCAUUCCCUAUGACUGUGAGUGGUACAAGAUUACCUAACAUCACAGUUAUUACACAAGGCACAAAACAUGAACCAUGCACCAUAUUGUUUAUGAUUGUAUAUUUCUUCAGUAUGGCUUCCAGUAUUUGGUGGGUAAUACUUACUUUGACAUGGUUCUUAGCAGCUGGACUUAAAUGGGGACAUGAGGCUAUUGAAGCAAAUUCCCAGUACUUUCAUUUGGCUGCUUGGGCAGUGCCAGCAGUUAAAACUAUAUCAAUUUUAGCCAUGGGAAAUGUUGAUGGUGAUGUUUUAUCAGGAGUAUGUUAUGUUGGUUUAUGGGAUGCCGAAGCUCUACGAGGUUUUGUGCUGGUGCCACUGUGUGCAUAUUUAGUUCUUGGCACAAUAUUUCUGCUAGCAGGAUUUGUGUCUUUAUUCAGAAUAAGGACUGUAAUGAAGCAUGAUGGGACUAAAACGGACAAAUUGGAAAAGCUAAUGAUUCGUAUUGGUAUUUUCGGAGUACUUUAUACAGUUCCAGCCCUAAUUGUUAUUGCUUGUUUGUUUUAUGAACAGGCACAUUUUGAUUCUUGGAUGCUUACUUGGCAUCGUGAUAUGUGUUCCUCACCACAAUACUCAAUUCCAUGUCCUUUCUCAAGUCAAGAAACAGAUAGACCCAAGUUUGAAAUGUUCAUUAUUAAGUACCUCAUGACUAUGAUUGUUGGCAUUACUUCAAGUUUUUGGAUUUGGUCCAGUAAAACAUUAGUGUCAUGGCACCAAUUUUUUGAUAGAAUAAGAGGAAGACAUGUCGAAGCAUAUGUUUGAUUAAUUUUCUGUACCUUACUAACUGAAUCAUAUCUUUUUACCUGUUUUACAAAUUACUUUUAAGUUAAACAUAUAAGAUAUUUUAGGAAAGGAAUGUAGCAAUUCUUUUUUAAUAAUAAUUAUGUAAUGGUCAAACUAAAGUAAAGAAAUAAUAAAUGAGGUAUUCAUUACACAGCUUUUAGCAAGAGACACAAACAUGGUGUUCACCUCUAUAUUUUGUUGUAUUAUUCUGUUAAUUUACAUACAGAAUCUUAAAAUAAAAAAGAUCUUAGCUCUCUAUUUUCAUGACUGCUAUUUUUGAUGAAAGUAUUUAGUAAUAUGAAGUAUUAUUUUUAAUUAAUAUUUUUAAGCUUAUUAAUUUAAGUAUGGAUAUGUUCAUAACAGGCAACUACAUAGAAUAAGUUGAGAUUAAAUAUAAGGCUGAUGUUUAGUGUAUGUAAAUAUUAUUUUCUAUUAUUUUUACAUGGACUUUUAAACUUAUGAACCAGUGCUAAAUGUACUUACCUCUAAAUAAAGAAAAAUAUUUUUUCAAA
Colias croceus (clouded yellow) is the source of this 2388-nucleotide messenger RNA. It is a transcript of the gene fz, whose product is annotated as frizzled-7-B. Bases 152 to 1855 code for a protein of 567 amino acids. Gene Ontology annotation, biological process: non-canonical Wnt signaling pathway; canonical Wnt signaling pathway. Lineage: Eukaryota; Metazoa; Arthropoda; Insecta; Lepidoptera; Pieridae. Gene Ontology annotation, cellular component: plasma membrane. The transcript has 2 exons. Gene Ontology annotation, molecular function: Wnt receptor activity; Wnt-protein binding. The record is from RefSeq and is a predicted model, not a curated record.